UUUUUUGUCUGACUCUGCUCACUCACCGACAUGGAUGUUCCUCUCAGAGUUCUUCUCAUCAUCACCGGACUCACAGGAAUUCACAGCAUAACUACAGUCAGUAAAGUGUCAGUAAAGGCUGGAAAAUCAAUCUCUAUCCCAUGUCUCUAUGACUCAAAAUAUAGAAACCAUGUGAAAUACUUGUGUGAAGGAUAUUCGUGGUUCUCCUGCGAGUAUGUGAUUAAAACAAACCAACAAAAUUCAGGAAGGAUUUCAAUCUCUGAUGACAAAAUCCCAAAUAUCUUCACUGUGACUGUAAAUAAUCUGAGGAAUGAAGAUACUGGUGGUUACUGGUGUGCUGUGGAGAUUAAUAAUGGGCCUGAUAUCCACAAGUAUUUUCAUCUGUCAGUCAGCGGUACACCAAAUCUCUAUGUGGAUCAUCAGGAGAUUACAGGAUCUAAAGGAAAAGAUAUGACCAUCAAUUGCUACUGUAUUAACCCUGGUAAGAAGAGCUGGUGCAGGCUGGGCAGCUCCUGUGUGACGACUGCAUCCUCUGGAUUAAUAGAUGGAACAGGAGUUUCCAUCAAUGCAAAGGAUCACAAUGUUUUCACUGUGACUAUGAGUGGACUGAGGACAGAGAGCAGCGGCUGGUACCAAUGUGUUAAAGGAGACUUACAGAUGCCUGUGCAUGUAACUGUUACUGAGUUACGCUCAACUACUUCAACUACAAUCAGCCCCAAUACAGCAACCACUCUUGCAACAACAAGCACCACCUUAUCACCCACUACUGAGUCUCUGAAUCUCACCUCUGUUCUUGGAGACCGCACACCUACCACAGUUCAGGAUGAACAGCAAAGUGGUUCUGCUAAACUAAAGACAUUCAUCAUCCCUUUGAGUGUGUUGGUCUUCACUGUAAUGUUGAGCUUGUUCAUCUGGUUCAUGUUGAAAAGACACAAGCAGACCAAAUCAGCAUCAUCAGCCAUGACAGAGGCUGAAGAGGAAGUAACGUACAGUAAAGUUGAGCACAUAAGGAAUACUUCAAACCAGAGGACAAAGGCUGAGAGAGAUGAGGACGUGACGUAUAGCUCUGUGGUUAACAAGAGACAACAAAGUGGCCAAAGGGUUGAAGUAAAUGACGACAAUGUUACGUACAGUAAUGUUGAGCACAUAAGGAAUACUUCAAGCCAGAGGACAAAGGCUGAGAGAGAUGAGGACGUGACGUAUAGCUCUGUAGUUUACAAGAGACAACAAAAUGGCCAAAGGGUUGAAGCAAAUGAAGACAAUGUUACGUACAGCACAUUGGCUUAGCAUCAGUGCAGCUUAGCACACGUUACCACGGUUUGUUCCACCUUUGUCCUACUUUAUCCUGUUCUGCAUACAUUUCAAAGAAGCAUAUCCUGUUUGUUUGCUAUGUUUUCCACAACACCAUUGACAACCCGAGUCUUGGGUCUAACUGUUGUAUUAUUUAGUAGCCCUAAAGGUCACAUAAGUAUGUUAUCUUGACACAUUGUGCAGGGUUUCCAUGUGUCCAAACAUUUUAAAUUCAUCUUGUCAAAUGUGUUGUAUCUAUCCAUGUGUCAAAUGUCAAUGUGUUUUACUUACUGUACUGUAUCUCAUAUAAACAAAGUUACUUCUUAAAUAUGACAUUUUUCUUAUCAUUAUAUUUUCUGUCCAACUUUCAAUGUCUCACACAUCUCCUCCCAUCACAAAUCCAAAAUCUUAAUAUCAUAAAUGUUGCAGCAAGUGGUUAAUGUUGUGAAACUGUGGCAGUUAGGUAAAUGCAACAAGACGACUUGAUUAGGAUUUGAAAAACAUUAUGGUCUGGCUUAAAAUACGUCUCUUGCUCUGAUUGUUUAAUUAUGA
Molecule: messenger RNA, 1842 nt
Organism: Anoplopoma fimbria (sablefish)
Lineage: Eukaryota; Metazoa; Chordata; Actinopteri; Perciformes; Anoplopomatidae
Exons: 11
Coding region: 31-1287 (418 amino acids)
Source: RefSeq, a predicted model, not a curated record